CCCCUCGUAGUGACAUAACGUGGUAGUAUCUUCCAAAAUGGCGUCCAAAUAUUAUCAAGAGAUGCAAGAGAGUUUUAGAAAUAACAACAAAAGUAGGGAAUUCCCUGCGCAUAGCGCUAAAGUUCAUUCAGUAGCAUGGAGUUGCGACGGCAGGAGGUUGGCAUCUGGGUCUUUUGAUAAAACAGCAAGCGUAUUUGUCUUGGAAAAAGACCGUUUGGUGAAGGAGAACAACUACAGAGGCCACGGAGACAGUGUUGAUCAGUUGUGUUGGCAUCCUACCAACCCAGACGUGUUUGUCACUGCAUCAGGGGACAAGACCAUACGCAUCUGGGACGUCAGAACAACAAAGUGCACUGCUACUGUUAACACUAAAGGGGAAAACAUCAAUAUCUGCUGGAGUCCGGACGGCCAAACGAUAGCCGURGGGAACAAGGAUGACGUGGUUACCUUCAUCGACGUCAAAUCACACCGGUCACGAGCUGAGGAGCAGUUUAAGUUUGAAGUCAACGAGAUCUCGUGGAAUAAUGACAACAACAUGUUCUUUCUCACCAAUGGAAACGGGUGCAUCAACAUCUUGAGUUACCCUGAGUUGAAGCCCAUCCAAUCGAUCAACGCUCACCCCUCCAAUUGCAUCUGCAUCAAGUUUGACCCAACCGGGAAGUACUUUGCCACAGGAAGUGCAGAUGCCCUGGUCAGUCUGUGGACCGUUGAAGAACUGGUCUGUGUUCGUUGUUUCUCCAGGUUGGACUGGCCAGUGAGAACAUUGAGUUUCAGCCAUGAUGGGAAGAUGCUGGCUUCAGCCUCAGAAGACCACUUCAUAGACAUAGCAGAGGUUGAAACAGGAGAGAAGCUGUGGGAGGUCCAGUGUGAGUCUCCUACGUUCACAGUAGCCUGGCAUCCUAAGAGACCGCUGCUGGCCUACGCAUGUGAUGACAAGGAAGGGAAGUACGACAACAAUAGAGAGUCUGGCACAGUCAAACUGUUUGGAUUACCUAAUGAUUCCUGAGUGAGAUCUAACACGCUGUAUUUUGAUUCACUCUUUAAACCAAGUUUAUAUGGAUAAUUGGCCCUACUUUGUGGAGUCAUGUUUCCUGUUCCUGUGCUGUAAGACGUCUUCUCUAUAUGUUCAAUACAACAUCCUUGUCUUUUGGUCCAUUAAACAUUGACAGAAGGGAUGCCUGUUUAAAUAGCUAUAUCAUGUAAACUGAUAUUUCUCUUAAGUCGAAUGCUCAACUUUCUUCUACUGUUUUUGUUUCUAGAAAGUGUGCCAUCUUAGAUGUAAAAUGAGCAGAUGGUUACAGCGAUUCUGCAAAGGGAAGAGGGUCGGUCUAGUGUUGUCUUUAAGGAUUGGGAUUAAACGAGAUUUACUCUCCGUAGUGAGGGGAAAACACUCAACAGUUUUUCUCUUUACAACCACCAGAUGGCACUGCAUCCUAAUUAUGAACAUUUGUUUCUGUACAGUUUCUCCAGUUUGCAUUACACACAGUGCAGUACCAUAUUUUUGUUAACUUGAAAUUGAUUUUUUUAAAUUAAAAGAACAGUCUUGUUUA
This is a messenger RNA of Salvelinus sp. IW2-2015, 1550 nucleotides long. RefSeq names its product THO complex subunit 3. Gene Ontology annotation, molecular function: protein binding. Gene Ontology annotation, cellular component: THO complex part of transcription export complex. NCBI's taxonomy places the organism in Eukaryota, Metazoa, Chordata, Actinopteri, Salmoniformes, Salmonidae. The record is from RefSeq and is a predicted model, not a curated record. Gene Ontology annotation, biological process: mRNA export from nucleus.